Anisakis simplex (herring worm) is the source of this 342-nucleotide messenger RNA. The record is from the annotation of a GenBank genome assembly. NCBI's taxonomy places the organism in Eukaryota, Metazoa, Nematoda, Chromadorea, Rhabditida, Anisakidae.
AUGGCAUCAGUGGUUUAUAUUGAGUCACCGGCUGGUGUCGGAUUUUCAUAUGCGACAGACGGUAAUAUAACAACCAGUGAUGAUCAGACUUCUCUGGAGAAUUAUGAAGCAGUGAAAGCAUUUUUCACGAAGUACCCGUCGUUCAGAAACCACUCGACCUAUAUUAUGGGUGAGAGUUACGGAGGCGUCUAUGUGCCCACGUUGAUAGCUCGAAUUAUCGAUGGAAUGAAAGAGUUCCAGAUCAACUUGAAGGUUCCAUUUUUUUGUUUUGUUGUCAUUGUUUUUGUUGUUUUUGCUGUUGUUAUUGUAAUUUUUCGAGUGGUUACUGUAUUGAUACUGUAA